Blepharisma stoltei is the source of this 2910-nucleotide messenger RNA. The record is from the annotation of a GenBank genome assembly. Lineage: Eukaryota; Ciliophora; Heterotrichea; Heterotrichida; Blepharismidae.
AUGGGAAGCACCUGUGCAACCUGUGGCCGAAGAGAGUACAUACUGCGUGAGGUAAAAAACCGAAAAGAUUCCUUAGGAUCCCCUACAAGGCUGCAGCCUACAGGACCGAGUCAGCCUUCAACCAAAAAUCAAAUUGAGAAUCAGUCAAAACGCAUAAGGGUGAAAGGAAUCAAGACCCACAAAUUUUCUCACCACCCGAGUCCUUCAAUAGAAGGUAUUACUGAAGCUUCCCAUGCAGAAAUUAUUGAUAAACCUAAAACUGAAGAAGAUAUUAAAAUGAUUUUAACAGCAUUUAAUAAUCACUUCAUAUUGCGAAGUCUCGAUGAAGAUAGCAAAUUUAUUAUUGCAAAUGAUAUGAGGUUUUACACAAUAGGACCACGCGAAAUUAUUUUUGAGCAAGAUAAACCAGGACUGUGUUUUUAUGUUCUAGCAACUGGGAGAUUGGAAGUCACUAUAAAUGGACAAAGAAAAAAUUUGAUAUCUCCAGGGACUGGUUUUGGAGAGUAUGCACUGAUUGAUAAUAGAGCCAGGUCUGCAACUGUAACUAUGCUCAUUUUUUAUUAUAUUUAUUAUUAUUAAAAUAAUAUCUACAAAUAAAUUGAUUUAUUAUAAAUUUUAAAUUUUAUUAUGAAAAAUUAUACAUUAGAAAAGUGCACACUAUGAGUAGUUGACAGAAUUUCUUUCAAAGAAGCGGUAAAAAGAGUAAAUGAUAUGAACCAUUUAGAAAACAAAAGUUUCAUUGACAGUGUACCAUUAUUUAACACUCUUACAUCUCAGCAAAAAGAAGCUUUAUUAGCAGGACUUAACACACAAAAAUGGCAUAGUGGACAAAGGAUUGUAAAAGAAGGUGACGUCGGCGACCUCUUUUAUAUCAUAAAAGAAGGCCUUGUCUCAUGCUCUCAAAACGGCAUCGAAAUACGUCAAAUGUCCAAAGGAGAUUUUUUUGGGGAACAGUCCUUACUUUAUGGCUCCCCAAGAACUGCUACAUGUACAGCUAUAAGUGAGGUCAAAUUAAUAUCAAUAGGAAGCAAUUCCCUUAUAGAUGUGCUAGGAAGCUCAUUGCAACAGAUAUUGUAUAGAAAUACCUUGAGAAUUGCUUGUGAAAGAAGUCCUGUAUUAAGAGCAUUAUCAAAAGAACAGAAAGAAAGUAUAUUUGAUUGUAUGAAAGUGAAUACCUUCCAGCCUGGAUCUGUAAUAGUAGCCAGAGGCACACAUAAAGGGCAAAGGCUUUGAAUUGUACUGAGAGGUGCUAUUAGAGGACCUGUAGGAGCAAUAGAAAAAUUUGGGUGCAUUGGGGAUGAGUUUUUAGACCACCCAUCUGAAGGUGAAUAUAUGAUUGAUUAUUUAGCAGAGGUAGAAAGUGAUGUUGCUGAUAUUUCAAGGGUUUCUAUAGAAAAUUGCAUUGGUGGAAACUUCAAUAAGGUGACUAUUUAUAAUGAAGCUCUUUCAGUCCUCAAACAAGUGCAUCUACUAAGAGGCUUAAGCCCAGAAAAAUUCAUCUCCCUUACACAAGCAUUAAAAGUGAUGCAUUAUAGCGACCGAGAUGCAAUCGUCACUCAAAAUAAUCCAGGAAAUUCAUUUUUCCUAAUAAAAUCAGGAAAAGUUAAUGUUUUUAAAGAUGGAGUGAAAUUGAGAACUAUAACAAAAAAUGAUUAUUUUGGAGAAAGGUCAGUGCUAUUUAAUGAUUUUAGGACAGCUACUGUAAUCGCUGAUGGACAAGUAAGCUGUUGGGUGUUAGAAAAAGAUGAUUUUUUGUCUCUUAUUGAUGAAGAAAUAAGACAAAAUUUAAUAGAAAGAAUUGAGCUGCAGGAUGACACAAUUACACUGAAUGAUUUAAUACCUAUAAAACAGUUAGGAAAAGGAGUCUUUGGGAAUGUGUUUUUAGUUGGACAUAUAACAACCCAUAGAUUAUAUGCACUGAAAUCAGUCUCCAGAGAAAAGAUUGAGCAGUGGCAAAUCCAAACGAAUUUAAUGCUCGAAAGGCAAAUUCUUUUACAAGUCGACCACACAAUGAUCCUCAAGCUUGUCAAAACUUUUAAAGACACUAGCAGGAUUUAUUUUUUAAUGGAAUUUGUCCAAGGUCUUGAUUUAUUUGAUGUACUUAUAGAGCUACAGCUUGUUAGUGACGCUGAUGCUAAAUAUUAUAUUGGAGCUUUAGUGGUCAUUUUAGAGCAUCUUCAUGAAAGGGAUAUUUUAUAUCGAGACUUAAAGCCAGAAAACAUAAUGGUCGAUCAUGAAGGAUAUCCAAAAUUGAUUGAUUUUGGAACUUCAAAAAUAAUAAAUGGAAGGACUUAUACUACUGUAGGAACUCCUCAUUAUAUGGCUCCUGAAAUCAUUUUAGGUAGCGGAUAUGCUAAAUUAUUAUAUAUUGCUUAUUUUUUACGAAAAAUAAAUUUAUCUAAAUUGGCCCUGGAUAUUUAUAUCAGAAAGCUAUAUACAUUUUCUGCUGACUGAUGAAGCUUAGGCAUCAUUCUUUAUGAGUUUAUAUAUGGCAGAGUCCCUUUUGGAGAAGAUGAAGACGAUGCACAUGCAAUCUAUGAAAAAAUUUUAGAACACAAAAUAAUUUACCCUACAAAUAUUGACCCAAACUUAGCAGCUAAACCGUUAAUUCAGCAGUUAUUAAACAAAAAUCCUGCAGCAAGGACUGGAGGAAGUGUUGAUAAAUUAAAAGCCCACAAAUGAUUUGCAAACUUUAAUUGAGUAACUUUUACAUAGGACCGACUUUUAUCCCGCCAGUUAAAAAUGCCUUACAUACCUAAGCUUCGUUCUUUGCACAACGAAAUAGAAGUAGCUUUUAGCAGCAUGAAACCGCUAGAAAGCUUAAUCCGAGAAGAAGAAAGUAAAGAAGAAGUCGAUUUCUGUAUAUGGAAUUCCAUGCCGCCUCCUGAAGAUUGGGAUUCAGAAUUUUAA